Suillus clintonianus is the source of this 336-nucleotide messenger RNA. RefSeq lists its product as uncharacterized. The transcript has 3 exons. The record is from RefSeq and is a predicted model, not a curated record. NCBI's taxonomy places the organism in Eukaryota, Fungi, Basidiomycota, Agaricomycetes, Boletales, Suillaceae. Bases 1 to 336 code for a protein of 111 amino acids.
AUGUCCACAGAACCAAAAUCCCCAGCAAAAAAGGACGCGGUUACCUCGCUCAAGUCUCCCGAUAGCAAGGGCAAAGGCAAGGCAAAGGUUCCCCUUGAGGACGUAUCUAUGGAGGAGGAAGAGGAAGACGAGGAGGAGGAAGACGACGACGAUAGUGACAAGGAGAUGGAGGAGGAGGAAGAGGAAGAUGAUCACGAGGAAAUUGACCCUAGCGCGAUUCUUCCCCGCCGCACCCGGGGUACACGCGUCGAUUACACAUCCGAGGAAGCCCUCAAAAAGGCCGGCCUCACAAAGGAUGACCACGAUGACGAUGAAGAAGAAGGCAUGGAACAAUAA